Molecule: messenger RNA, 2660 nt
Organism: Chlamydomonas reinhardtii
Lineage: Eukaryota; Viridiplantae; Chlorophyta; Chlorophyceae; Chlamydomonadales; Chlamydomonadaceae
Exons: 3
Coding region: 399-1217 (272 amino acids)
Molecular function (GO): zinc ion binding
Source: RefSeq, a predicted model, not a curated record
GCAGUCAGCUGUAGCUCUUGUUAGCGCUUGGCCUUCUGCCUUUCACCUGCAAACGCGCGCUAGCGAAGUACGGAACGUUGUUCGGCGUCCCAUUAUCAUAACAACGCCGGUAACAGGCUCUUAACACUUGCACUUCAAGACAUUUACUUGUACUCCUUGACACUUUGUCGAGCAUUUUGCAUCGCCUCUAACGCCACAACAACUCCAGUCGCGACAACGUUCCCUUGACGCAAGAACCCCAGCCAGAAUUACGCCGAUGUAUUCUCAGUACUAAGCUCUCAACAUUAGCGUCGAUUUAGAGGACAACGACGCUUAGGCGCCCGACGCAACCACCACUCCGACGCUGGUCGCGCGUUAAUAGCGCGUCCUCUCAGUCCGCCAUGCGUCCAGUGGCAAACAUGUGCUCUGAAACAAGCACUUCGGGCCGUGAACACUGCAUAUCAUCAGACCAGCAAGAGGCAGCAUGCUGCUGGAUUUGUCUUCAGGAGUCUGGCGUACAGCGGAGCCCGUGUCGGUGUCCAAAUUUCGUCCACAAAACCUGCUUAGCAAGAUGGCAGGUCGAGCGGCUCGGUCGCAGCGAGGAGCGCUCCUGUCGCUUCUGUGACACGGUGCUGCCGCCCUGGCAAGAAACGCUACUGCCGCAGCGUGUCAAACCCGCGCCCGAGGCCAUGAUCAACGUGUACGGCCCCGACGGCUCGCUGCACCGCCUGCCGCUACAGCCGGGGCUGGCGGGGCGGCGGCGCUUCCUGCGGGCGGUGCGGGCGGCGCUGCGGUUGCCGGACCACGCCACGAUCGAGAUGAGCUUCGAGGUGGCGGUGCCGCUGCCCUCGCACACCGGCUCGGGCCUCAGCCCCAACAGCGCCCUGAUCAACACCCAGGACUUCAGCCUGGCAUCACACAUCGCCACCGUCAACGCCGGCAUCCGGAGGGGGCGCCAGGGCGCGCAGGGCAAGGCGCCGGCGGCCGCCGCGCCGCAGGAGGCCGCGCCAGCGGCCGAGGAGGAGGCGGAGGCGGCCGCGCUAGCAGCAGCAGCUGAGGAGACAGCGGCAGCGGAGGCGGCGGCGGGCGUGACGGGAGGGCAGGGGCAGGGGCAUGCGGGGGUGUCAGCCGCGGGGCCGGCUGGCGCGACGUUAACGGCGCCGGCGCGGCCGCCGAUGCUACGGACGCAGGCGGACACGGAGGGGAGCCCGCGGUUGUCGAAGAGGCACCGGCGGUGAAGUUGUGGAGCUUGGUGUUUUGGAGUCUUUUGAGCAGUUGGAUGCGGUCGGGCCGUGGCUGUGACAGGCGUUUACGUUGGUGGUACCUCAUUUGGUUGGUUGCAGUACUGGACAUCUGCGUUGACCGCGUUUGAGCGCGCGCUUUGCGUGCGUUGACGUGAACUUGGACAGUGCGCCUGAGCGGUGCAGAGGUGCAUGUGCGACGUGACGUGACUUUGACGUGAGGGUGAGGUUUCGUUCGUGCCAGUAACGCAAGGUUGACCCCCAGCAAGGGGUCUCCAGCAAUGCGGGACGCUAUACAUAAGACUGACCUCUUGGACUGAUCCAGAUUUCUUAAUGAUGUUGGGGACCCGUUUCUGGUGCUUGUGCAUACACUUUAGGAGCUUCGGGGACGCCGGCUGUUGUAAUGUAAUGCAUCGGAUGCAUGCAAGCCGGCGUGUGGCGUUUUUUUGGGUUGCACUGUGCAUGUGUGCAUUAAGGGGGGGGGUAGCAAUCGUUUGCUUGCAGCAGCUUGUGUGUGUGUGUGUGGGGGGGGCGCACAUGUUUCUCCCGCGGACCGGAUGUGGUUGCUGGGCGUGCGAGGCAGACCAUGGCGGUUGGCCAUACACACGUUUUGUUGUGUGUUGGAUUCGGGCAUUGUCAGGUGUCAGGCUCAGGGGUAAUGCUGCUGGAUGCUGCGGCAGGUCUGGCGAACACGGUUUGUAGCGAUUUGGCGCAUGGAUCGUGGAAGAGCGUAAUCACGGCCGCCACCUCAUAUGGAAGCCUGCAUUACGAAGUGACGCAGUUACUCCGUGCGGGCAUUGUGGCAGGUGAUUGUGGGGAACAGAUCCAUGGCGGCAAGUUAAAAUGUUAAAUACCUUGACGGCGUCUGCUGUGCGGAAUCCGCGCAGCCCGAAGUAAGGUGCAUCCAAUUGCUGUCUGCCCCGGAUACCCCUGGUCGUAUUGUGCUGCGUGCCGUCAGGCCACCCAACCAUGCAUUUCCACCGUGCAAAGUCCGAUGCGGCUGCGGCGCCAACCAGCAUCCUCUUCCUUCUCCUUUGUAAAGCACUCAUUAACAGCAGUGGGCGCUGCAUUCCAUGAAAAAUGCACCGUAGUUACCGAAACACAUACGUGCAAAAACACACUGCAAGGCAAAACCGCACAGUAAAACCGCUAUGUAUCGCCGGUACGCCUCGAGCGCUGGAAUUGCCCUGUCUCGACUUAUUCGUUCAUUAGCAUUCAUGGUUCCGAGUUUGCGCGACCAGUUUCAUAGUAUGGCGCGUGCGCGGCGCGCAUGCGGCGGAUGGGUCUCGCCGCGGUUGUGCCAGGUUAGUUCCAUCCAUGUUCCGGAAGCGUAACUAACUCAUACAUCGGCCCCCCGGGUGGGCCAUACGCGUGGGCCAUACGCCCGGCCCCCGGCUUCACAGUCCACACACGCUGCUUAACCGCAAAUGCGGCAAGGCA